Messenger RNA from Acaromyces ingoldii, 2037 nucleotides. RefSeq lists its product as hypothetical. Lineage: Eukaryota; Fungi; Basidiomycota; Exobasidiomycetes; Exobasidiales; Cryptobasidiaceae. The coding region runs from base 1 to 2037 and encodes 678 amino acids. The transcript has a single exon. The record is from RefSeq and is a predicted model, not a curated record.
AUGCAUUCCAGCCCAGCCACCGGCGGGCCAAAAUUCACAAAAGAAGAGCAACAGCAGCAGCAGCAGCAGCAGCAAUUACCGUGCGGGCAUGCGAAGGGCAUCGAGUCAGCUGCAGAUGCAGACGCGGACGCAGAUCUGGACCUGCCUGAUGCCGAGACGGUCGUGAGGGAGGCCCUGGCGGAGAGGAGCCGGCGCGCGGCCGACGCGCAGAGGCGCAUCGAGCGGCGUGCGGCCAUUUCUUGUCGGAUCAGAUCGGCAAGGCGAGAGAGCGAGUCGUUGUCAAGGGCAAAGGUACCAGGAGCACAAGCACAAGCAGGAGCAGGAGCAGGAGCAGGAGCAGAAGAGCCGGGACCUCCAGCGUCAGCACCAGGAAGGAUGCAGUCGUGGAUCAGUCUGAUCGAGGACGACGACGACGAUGACGACAGUAAAAUUAGCGACGUUCGACUGCACGAAAGGCGAGAGAGCGUCGUAGCCGUCUACGUCCCCGUCACUGACGCCGAGGACAGCAGCAACCUCGUGGCCCUGUCGCAGGCUCGCUUGGCUUCACUGUGGGACGAAUGCGCCGCACAGCUCGGCUGGACGAAGCCUGCCGCCGACGAGCACCGAUAUAUACCCGUGCGUGCGAGCUGGCACGUCGGCUGGCGACACGCCUCGCAGCGCGAGCUCGCGAGCUGGGCCGACGCUGACACGCGCGUGCUCGUCAAGGAGCAGCGGCGCAGGCUCUCGCUAAAUCUCGGUGUCAGUGGCGAUGGCAAGCAGAAGCGAGCGCAGACCGUGGACGGUGUUAUUCUCGAAAGCAAAAUGAACAACCAGCAGCAGCCGCCAGCGAAGACUAUUGAUUGCGUCGCUCGAGCACAUUCGCACGAUAUCGAAAGUCCCGCUAAUGAGAAGGACAUGGAUGCCCAUCGCAGCGACGUCGACGGUGGAAAAUCAGUUGAUGCUGAGAUCAUUGACUUGUAUAAAAACAAAGUGGAUGGAGCAACGACGACGCGGUGCGAGCAGACGAUAGUACUUGCAAACAACAACGAGCAGCAGCAGUGCUUGGAGCAUGGGGCCGCGCAGAACAACAGUCGCAAGCGGAAGAGGAGGAGGAGCGACGACGGCGAGCAGUACUUCGGCGGGUACGGGCAGCUGGAGGAGCGCCUCGUGCCCCUCACUCGACGCCUGGAGGCUCUGGGGUUGGAAAACAAGGAGCUUAGAGAGAUGCUCGCCGCUCAGGCCGAGGACCAAGAAAAGCUGCGAAAGCAGACAUCGGAAGCGACAGCAGCUGCAGUCGUCGCAGUGGCCGCUCUACAGGAGCAACGUGAGCAGACAAGACCGUACAAGCAGCCCAUGGCCAGGGGCAUCCUCUUCGACUUUAUGGAGCGACACCAGUCCCUCACUGUAGCAGCAGCAGCAGCAGCAGCCAAGGCGGAUGAGCCAGAUACGAAGAAAAAAGACAGGGAAGCGAAGGUCAGGGACAAGCGCAAGGACAAGGACGGGAGCACGGCCACGACUAUGAUCCUUGUCGGUGGGCAGCUGCGGCCGUCGUGCUACUUUUCCGCCCAGAUCCCAACUGACCGUCUCUUCACCCUCCUCGAGGGAGGACUCGACCUCUUCGAGCGUGCGGAAAAUGAGGCGGCCCGGGAACGUAGAGCAUACAUGUUCAAUGCAUACAAGGACGUGCUCGUCUCCCGGCUCGGCGACCUCGACGAGGUGCGGAGGAAUGCACACCGUCAAAGGGCCUGGGCGGCCUUCGAGGAGCGCAAGAAGUGGGUGGAGAUGCAUGUGCACGAGGCGCCGCCACCAAACAUGCUGUCUCAGGAGGCUUCGGCAUGCAUGGAUGCCUUUCUCGGCAUGACACUCGAUCUCACCGCGGAGGACUGCAGCCGGCUUGCCGCUGAAUUCCGCGUGGAUGAAGGCGCAGUAACUGCCUACGCACGGGACAGGAUUCACGCAGCUAGGGCCCGUCUCAGCGACAUCCGGGCUGCGUGGGAGGAGCAAGCAUCGGCGUACGUGCGCCAGAAGCACGCAGGAAAUACGGAAAACAGCGGGUGA